UAAUAUACAAAUUACAAGAUAAAAUGGAUUAAAGAAAUGUAUUGGAUGAUGUGUAAAAAUGAAAGGGGAGGUAAAAGAUUAUUUCCCUGUUUUUUCGGGUACUAUUGCUUACAAUUAUUUCCCUGUUUUUUCAGUAAUCGCCUCGUCAAAUAAAACCUAAAUCGCAAAGAAUCAAAGUUUGAAUUGCAGGUGACCGCUAGGUUUGGGAUUUCCCUCCUCAUUUUACUGGUUUAUUCAUGCUCCCGAGUCAGUUAUGAGCAGUGGAUUAAUGUCCUCAUCCAUGGAGAUUCAACAGUAGUCCAUUGUUCGCCGUUCAUCGGCGUUACAUCUGCGAGUUAAAGGAAUGGACGGCGGUGGUGGAGAAAGAGAGCAGAGCUCCGCUCCACCCAAGCCCUCGAAGUUCGCGGUGUAUCAGAAUCCAGCUCUUUCCGCCGCCCUAACCUCCAAUAGCAUCCGACCGUCGAAGUCCACCUUUCUGUUCAUCUUCUCUCUCUCUUUCGCCUCCGCAUUUGCUCUUUUCAGUGUCAUCUCUAGGGAAAAUGGAGUUAUCAACGUCUUGAAAGUUGGAUAUGGCCCUGCUCGCCUUUUUACCAAAGUGAUACAAAGCAUUGCCGGUUUUAUCUUGAUUGGAACUUUUAUUGCUCUUGUCAAUGCUAUUCUGCUAUGGAGAAAAAGGAAUGCAGUAGAACACAUGAUUACUUCUCCAGCUAAAGGAUCAAAGGAACAGAUGCUACUAACUAAUCGACAGCUAGGGCUUCUAGGAAUUAAACAGAGAGUUGAUCAUGUCACUGUGGACUCUUCAAAAAAACCUCCCAAGUCCAAAAUGGCCUCUCCAUUAGAUGCCCUUGUCCCAGUUCAUCACCCAAUUUCAAGUGCAAGUCGUUCAGCUAGACUGAGUAGUGAAAAGUCAAGUUCAGGUGGUGGGUCUAAAAUGCAUACUUUCAGCACCCCAUCCAAGUCACCUACUUCACAAACUCUGAAUCUAGGCCAUACAUCGUCGCAAAUGCCUUCUCCCCAGACUUCACCUUGGUCGAACAAGCGAACUUCUUUUCACAAAGAGAUAACGACAGAAGAAGCGUUUGAGAAGUUUUUGGCUGAUGUUGAUGACAAAAUUUAUGAAUCCGCAAGUAAAUUGUCUACCCCUCCACCUACCAUAAGUAGUUUUGGUGUAGUCAGUCCUAGUAACAUGCCCAGCUCAUCGAACACUUCUGGAACUCCUAGAAGUACUCCUUUGAGGCCCGUUAGGAUGUCCCCUGGAUCACAAAAGUUCACCACUCCUCCAAAGAAAGGGGAGAGUGAUCUGCCUCUUCCUAUGUCAAUGGAGGAAUCUGUUGAGGCUUUUGAACAUCUCGGUAUAUAUCCACAGAUUGAACUGUGGCGUGACCAUCUUAGACAGUGGUUUUCAACAGUAUUACUGAACCCCUUGCUUGACAAAAUUGAUACCAGCCACGUAAAGGUUAUGGAAGCAGCGGCUAAACUAGGAUUUGCAAUCACUGUGAGUCAAGUGGGAAGUGAAACCUCAGGUGCUGCAAGUUCUACGGCCUCCACAUCUGGGAUGAAUAAUGAAUGGCAAUCGUCAUUUACUCUGGAUGAGGAUGGUCUUCUUCAUCAAUUACGUGCCAACCUUGUUCAAACUGUUGAUUCUUACAUGUCAACAUUGAAUUCUGGCAAUUUUCAACAAUCCCCACAGCAGAUCACAUUGAUCCAUGCUGUGCAAGAGUGCAUCAAUGCUAUAACUGAACACCAGAGGCUUCUUACUUUGAUGAAAGGAGAAUGGGGAAAGGGUCUGCUAACACAAAGUACUGUGCGUGCAGAUUAUACAGUACAUAGAAUUCGAGAUCUUGCUGAAGGCACGUGCGUGAGGAAGUAUGAGUAUCUGGGCGAAAUCUAUGAUAACUCAAAGAAGUGGACUAGUGAUGUUCCUACAGAUUCACACCUUCUCUUAUAUCUCUUCUGUGCUUUCUUGGAACACCCAAAGUGGAUGCUGCAUGUUGAUCCUACAUCUUAUGCUGGCUCUCAAUCAAGCAAGAACCCCCUGUUUGUGGGUGUUCUGCCUCCUAAGGAACGGUUUCCUGACAAGUACAUAGCCGUUGUUUCCGGAGUACCCUCUGUGCUUCAUGUAGGAGCUUGUGUAUUGGCUGUUGGGAAGCAAAGCCCCCCAGUUUUUGCACUGUUCUGGGACAAGAAGCCUCAGUUCUCUUUACAGGGAAGAACUGCAAUCUGGGACUCGAUAUUGGUUCUGUGCUAUAAGAUAAAGGUUGGGUACGGAGGGAUAGUUCGAGGCGUGCACCUUGGAUCAUCGGCAUUGGACAUUCUUGCAGUUCUUGACACCAAACCAGAAGAUUGACAAAUUGCAAGGUACGUGUUAAACAUCCCAUGGUUUUGAUUUGUUGGUUAUCACACAUACAUACAUGGGCAUUGAGAAGCAAGCAAAAUCAUACUAUGAUUGGUAAUAGAUGGGGGGCAUUUGUGUUUGUGCCUUGUAUGUUGUGAUAUGAUAGCAUUAACAUGUUUCUUACAUCUUUUUGAACAAAUUAUGGAAAAUUUU
Cuscuta campestris is the source of this 2548-nucleotide messenger RNA. The record is from the annotation of a GenBank genome assembly. Lineage: Eukaryota; Viridiplantae; Streptophyta; Magnoliopsida; Solanales; Convolvulaceae.